Messenger RNA from Hyaena hyaena (striped hyena), 1341 nucleotides. Its product is annotated as protocadherin beta-15-like. Gene Ontology annotation, cellular component: plasma membrane. Gene Ontology annotation, biological process: homophilic cell-cell adhesion. The record is from RefSeq and is a predicted model, not a curated record. Gene Ontology annotation, molecular function: calcium ion binding. The transcript has a single exon. The annotation marks the transcript as partial. Lineage: Eukaryota; Metazoa; Chordata; Mammalia; Carnivora; Hyaenidae.
UUAAAGAUGGAGGUCGGGGACGAGUGUUUUCCUAAACAAAGGCAAGUCCUGAUUCUCUUUCUUGUGUUGGGAGUGGCUCUGGCAGGCUGGCAAUCCCAUCGCUAUUCCGUGAUGGAGGAAACAGAGAGUGGCUCAUUUGUGGCCAACCUGGCCAAGGACCUGGGGCUGGAAGUUGGGGAGCUAGCAGCGCGGGGAGCCCGCGUGGUCUCUGAGGAUAAUGAAGACCGCUUGCAGCUUGAUCUGCAGACCGGGGAAUUGAUAUUGAAUGAGAAACUGGAUCGGGAGGAGAUGUGCGGCCCCAUAGAUCCAUGUGUAAUGCAUUUCCAAGUGUUACUGAAAAAACCAUUGGGAAUAUUUCGAGCUGAGCUACUGGUGAGAGACAUAAACGAUCAUUCUCCUGAGUUUCCUGAAAGAGAAAUGACUCUGAAAAUCGCAGAGACUAGUCCUCCUGGGACCGUGUUUCCUCUGAAAAAAGCCCAGGACUUGGACGUGGGCAAAAGCAACAUCCAAAAUUACAGUAUCAGUCCCAAUUCUCAUUUCCAUGUUUCUACCCGCACCUUGGGGGAUGGCAGGAAAUACCCAGAGCUAGUACUAGACAAAGAGCUGGAUCGUGAGAAGCAGGCCGAACUCAGCUUAACCCUCACAGCGCUGGAUGGCGGCUCUCCACCCCGGUCUGGCACCGCCCAGGUUCGCAUCUUGGUCUUGGACGUCAAUGACAAUGCCCCUGAGUUUGUACAGACAAUCUACCAGGUGCAGGUUCCAGAAAACAGCCCUGUAGGUACGCUCGUAGUCAAAGUCUCUGCUAGAGAUUUAGACACUGGGACAAAUGGGGAAAUUUCAUACUCCUAUUUUUAUAGUUCCCAAGAAAUAAGCACAACUUUCGAGCUAAACAACCUUUCAGGAGAAGUUCGACUACUUAAAAAACUAGAUUUUGAGACAAUAUCUUCAUAUGAGCUGGAAAUCGAUGCAAUUGAUGGUGGGGGACUUUCUGGAAGAUGUUCUGUCUCCAUUGAGGUAGUGGAUGUUAACGAUAACUUCCCAGAACUAACUAUUUCAUCACUCACCAGCCCCAUUCCUGAAAAUUCUCUGGAGACAGAAGUGGCCCUGUUUAGAAUUCGAGACCGAGACUCAGGGGACAACGGAAGGAUGACUUGUUCCAUCCAAGAUGAUCUCCCCUUCCUCCUGAAACCAUCAGAAGAGAAUUUCUAUACCCUGGUAUCAAAUGGGGCGCUAGACAGAGAGACAAGAGCCCAGUACAACAUCACCAUCACCGUCACGGACUUGGGGACCCCCAGGCUGAAAACGCAGCACAACAUCACCGUGACGGUGUCCGACGUCAAC